Messenger RNA from Talaromyces marneffei, 1494 nucleotides. RefSeq lists its product as uncharacterized. Gene Ontology annotation, biological process: ubiquitin-dependent protein catabolic process. NCBI's taxonomy places the organism in Eukaryota, Fungi, Ascomycota, Eurotiomycetes, Eurotiales, Trichocomaceae. The record is from RefSeq and is a predicted model, not a curated record. The transcript has 5 exons. The coding region runs from base 1 to 1494 and encodes 497 amino acids. Gene Ontology annotation, cellular component: COP9 signalosome.
AUGGAAGAUGUUAUUGAUCGACUCCGCUCUUUCCCUCCGCCAGCGGACACAACCUCUCACGAAGCCUACGAAUCGCAUGCUUAUGAAUUCCUGAUUGCUACACGCGAACAUCUUUCCCGUAUUAUCGACAGCUCAGAGAAAGCCCAAAGUCUACUUGAUCUUCUUGAUCCUUCAACCCACUCCCUGGCGUAUCUCCUCGUUUUACACUCCUAUAUCAACCGAAUCAGAAAAAGAGGCCAUAAUGUGGAACCUGAGGAUCUGCAACCUGGCAACUUGCUUUGGUCGAGGACGGUAUUGUUACUGAAAACGUUCGACCCGAAUCAGAUUCGAUGUGCAGCAAGCGAAUGGCGGUCCAUAUUAGAAUUUGCUUCGAGGGCGGCUGAAAUCGAUAACAAGCCGUUCCUUGCGAUUCGCCCUAUCAGAGACUCAAUCAUUCGAAUGGAUCCAACAUGUGCCAGCUUUACCAUUGCCCAUCUAUACCUGACUCGUCUGUGCCUGUUGGCCAAGGCAUACAAGAUCGCAUGCCCAGUCAUUGAUCGAACGAUAUUUACCAUCCCGAGUGCAGCAGAUCGGCUCUUUAUACAGCAUUCACAGGGGGGAUCGGAAAACAACGCAGCCACCCCUUCGUAUUUGUUUGAACCACCGAUGAAAUUCACAUAUGCGGAUCAUCUUCAGUACUUCCUCUAUGGUGGAAUGGUUUACAUGGCACUGAAGGAAUGGAGCAAAGCACGUCAUUUCUUAAGCAUUGUGAUAUCUUGUCCCGUGGUGAAUGCUGUUAGCUUGAUCAUGGUUGAAGCGUACAAAAAAUGGGUUUUGGUGAAUCUUCUUGAGAAGGGCAUGAUUGCGUCAGUACCCAAGAUCACCUCGCCUGUUGCACUGAAGACAUACAAAGCGCUAGCACGCCCUUAUGAUGCAUUAGCGACAGCCUUUAUAUCAGGAAAGUGGGAACGAUUGAGAGGCGAAGCGCAAGUUGGGGACAUGAUAUGGCGUACCGACAAUAACUACGGCCUUGUACAACAAGUGCUCCUGAGUUUCCGCAAGAAGGCGGUGCGCUGUCUCGGCGACACCUUUGCUGCAGUCACUACAUCAGAUGUCUCCCAGAGAGCGCUGUCGAACAGUAUGGACGUGCGAGAAACUGAACGAUACAUCGUGGCUCUCGCAGUUCAAGAAGGAUUCUCAACUUCCUUGAUACACCCAUCAAAAGACCCCAACACCUCAAUGCUCCGUUUCUUGACAGAUCAAUCCGAACCAAGCAUCGACCUUGAAAUUUCCUUGGAGGAACAACUGCAGUCACAGCAUCAAAAACUAGAACUUCUUAUCCGGAACAUACAAACUAGCGAUAGCAAACUUGAACUUGCCAAGGAGUAUAUCAGCCAUUUGCGUAAAACUCAAAAACGCACUGAUGCCGCUUCAAAGGAUGCUGCUGGACUCAGUGGUAGGAAGAGAGAGCAGAAUGUUGACAUUGAUGAGGACAUGAUGGAUGAAUUGCAAUGA